Messenger RNA from Guillardia theta CCMP2712, 960 nucleotides. RefSeq lists its product as hypothetical. NCBI's taxonomy places the organism in Eukaryota, Cryptophyceae, Pyrenomonadales, Geminigeraceae. The record is from RefSeq and is a predicted model, not a curated record. The transcript has a single exon. Bases 1 to 960 code for a protein of 319 amino acids.
AUGGAAAAGGUAGAGGAGUUGAUGGUGUACUCGUGGACACUGGAGGAGUACCUGGAGGCCAUUAAGUACGAAAUAUUCUACAAGAGUGUGGCUGGUGUAAUGGAAUGGAGCUUGGAUGCGGAAGAAGGCUCGGAGGAGACAAGGUCGAGAGAUGUCGAGUCAAAGUAUCAGAUUGUUGGAGGCUCAUGUCGCCAUAUGUUCGAAUGUACGACAGAUCAAGCUAUCCAAGAUCUCUGUGCAGCGAUGAACUCUGUCUCUAAUUACGAGACGCUCUUUGAAAUGAACGCGGGCGACCGUUCAAAGCGGUUUGUCAAUCGGCUGCAUGGGAAGUAUCGAAUCGGAAACCAGGUGUACUGGACUUUUAUCAGUAGGUUUGUUGCCAGGGAGCUAGCAGAGAAGCUCGGAGAAUCGUUUGUGAGGAAGAUUGAGCAGCUCCCUGACAUGACUAGGAAUCCGUCUCUUCGGGGGAUUUUGUUUGAGAUGCUGUUCUUUGCUCGGAUAGGACGAGAGCCAGGGCUGGAGGUCACCCUCAGGUCAGAGAAUCAAGCCGAGUCAGAGAAGCACGACGAAUGGCAAAGGUGUGGCGUAAUACCUCUUGAAGGAAGGGAAGUCGAGAAGGCUCUGAAGCAAGGGGCAGCAAGGUUGUGCCUGAAGCCGUUGAAAUGGAAUCAGGGGGGCUGUGAUGCAGUGAUUGUGGACUCGAAUGACAAGUUGGUGCGCUUCAUACAGGCAACGAUUGCAGAGACCCAUGACCUUAAAUUGCGGUUCAUGUAUGAUUGUCUGCAAUCUUUGGGCAUUGAGCAAGGGGGGACUUGGAAGGUGGAGGUUGUGUUUGUCGUUCCAAAGGAGAAUCUCUACAAGUUCAGAGUGAAUCAUGUGGAAGACGAUUUUAUACUUACACCGUACGGGUGGACACGCGACGCUCAAGUAGUUGCAAUGAACUCCGGACUGCAAGGAUAG